AUGGAAGCAGGCUUCCAGAUCGGAACUCCUCGGGCAAUUUCCGAUAAAUUCCGAUCAGAUCCUGACAGAAACGUUCGGAAAUAUUUGGAAACGAAUCCCGAAAUUUCCGUACAUUAUCCACGACAUCGUAACCAGUAGGGACCUGACAGAUCCAUAAAUACAGGGUCGGAAAGAAUAUUAUUCAAGGGGGGUAACGAUAUAAUCCCGAGUCGGAGGUAUGAUGAAUUUUAUACCAAAUGAAAGCCCGUGAAAAACGGGGUUUAGUGAUGCUAAAUAC
Adineta ricciae is the source of this 277-nucleotide messenger RNA. NCBI's taxonomy places the organism in Eukaryota, Metazoa, Rotifera, Eurotatoria, Adinetida, Adinetidae. The record is from the annotation of a GenBank genome assembly.